CAAAAAGUACCCUCAUAUGUCUUGGCAUUUUUUUUUUUAAGAUUUCAUCCCGUGAAAAUUUAUUUGAUCCUAUCACUAAAUUUAUGGGUAGGAUAUUUUUCCAAAAUCACCCAACCUGGCAUUGUUGACUUGUUUUGGUUAAAGAUAUCAACGAUCAGUCUUUUAUUAACCCAACCAGAUUUGCAUGACCCAUUUCAUUCACGCCCCAUCCGACCGGCCCGCCCGCCCCGAUUACGUGCCGACCAUUUUCCACCCGCGACUUCGAAAGCCACGGCCACCCCGCCCCCAGCCUAGUCUUGAAGGCACCCGGGCUGGGGGCUGGGAAAUGGCAUGGAAGCCAGGGGCGCCGGCCUUGGACGUCCAGCCUGGCCCAGAGCCUGUCCACCACCCUGGCCAACCGACGACCGGGGCCCAUGAUUCCGUGGCUAUCGCGUCCUUGCCCUCGUCCGCCAGCGUCCCACCCACCUUACUGAGCAACCCUUGCUGUGUGGUGGGUUGCCGAAAAAUCAAGUCCUUGCAUGCGGCCCGAAACAUCUAUUUCUACCGGUUUCCGUUGAAAGACGCCGAUCGAACUGCGGCUUGGACACGAGCCAUCGGUCAAACCAAUGACGAUGGCACCCCCUGGCAGCCCAAGAGCGCUUCCCGUAUCUGUUCGUUCCAUUUUGUGGGUGAGGCCAAAGUAGACGACCCGCUUAGUCCGGCUUAUAUUCCCACCAUUUUUCCGACCGAAGAAGAAGAACUGGAAGAGGAAGAACUUGAAAGCCUGGAAAUGGACGAGCCAGUGGACAACCCAACGACUAUCACAUCCGAACCGAAGCCUCAAAAAGAACUCAGUAAACUAGGUGAUCUCAAAAAGUUAGACGAAAUUGAUUGGCUAGAGACGAAAGCGGAACCCGUGUUUUUCUGGGACGACGGUCCGAAAAUGGUCGACCAAUGCACUCAAACCACCGAGGACUUUGAAGCGCCGGAUUCGUUCACAUGGAUUUGCCAACGAAGGGCAGUAUUUGAGGAUAUCUCAAUCCAUUCCACCAUGGUUUCGAUUCCGAGUUGGGGUGCCCAACCCUUUCCCACCCCAACCGAGAAAAAGCCAAAACCCGUUGACCAGAUUGUGUGCGUGGAAAACAGCCAGCAGAAUCAUUGAGACUGAAACACUGAUGGAUAAGGCAUCACGGCUGGACAUUCGUCCCAACGAUUUCUGCCGUUCCAGCAUUGCUUACCAUUAGCUGAACCCGGUCUAGAUAUGAAAGGUAUGGAGUAGAGGGACACCACGGGUAUUUAUUCAUAGUAGAGGUUUGAAGAAAGAUUGACUUUACAGGCUUCAUGCUUGAAAUGAAGUCAAAAUUUUGCGACCCAAUGCAGGGAUUCCAGAACGACAGAGCACUCGAAGAAGGAGCGAAAAUGAUAUUGGUUCGCCAUUUCCUGGUUAAUAGUAACGAAAAUCGCAAAUAUCGAAAUCGUAGUAAUUCAUUUCUUUUCUCAAAAAAUGAAGUCCGUCUCAAAUUGGUGCAAUCAUAACCAAACACCCCAAACAACACUACUUACUUUUACAACCACCAAAGCGACCGUUUUUUGUUUUCUCCUAGCAAAUGACGGAUGCACUGAGACUUUUUGACAAUUUGCUGAAUUAUUGCCGAAUGUCUAACAAGGAAUGUACCUUAAAUAGGAAAGUUCAGGGCUAAAAUUGUGCUUGAACUGUUCAACAUUGAAGGAUUAUGUGACUUUGAAUCAUGCUAUAUCUGCGGUGCUUCAUAGUUGACAUCGCCUCAUAUUCCCCAAUGAAAUGAAAUGCCUGAUUCACAACGAACUUUUUUUAUGACUUAAAAGUUCACGGAUUUUGCAACAUAAAAGCUGUCAUGUCUGAAUGUAUAAAAACAAGUCAUAACACGAAAUAAUUAAAUACUAGCUUGAAUAGCAUCGUGAUACUAAAUUUAUCUCUGGACUUAAACGUGCGAUAUAUGCAAUCACAUGUUGGAAAAGCUUUACCAACUUUUAACUGGAUAUGCUCAUCGAAUUUUCCAUUAUCUUGGAGGACUACACCUAAAUCCUUCAUGGAUGAGACCUGCUCAAUGUCCUUACCUUCAUCAUCUAAUAGUGGAGUGUCUAAUGGCGUCGACCCCAAAGGUCAUUGAGCGGAAUUUCAUUCCAUUCAAUGCCAUGUUACUCACAGCAACCCAGGAGUAGAUUUGGUCUAGGACCUUUGCCAGACAACCGGAAUCCUGACCAUUCCUACCAACUACCAAUUUUGUAUCAUCAGCAUAAGAAGAGAUACUGACAUUACUACUACCAAGCUUCUGAAGCGGAGCAAUGAAGAUAAUGAAAAGGAGAGGACGACCCAAAAUGGAGCCCUGAGGAACUCAAUUUUGGGUCCUUCCUUUUCUGUUUGAUGGGUUCCAUUUCACUUGUCAACAUUUGCCAUAGUCUGGGCAUUAGUCGUUCCUCAAUAAAAGGAACGAAUUGCAGCUACAGUUACAUUAACCAUUACCCGAAAAAAAUGUAAUGGCGUUACUCGUUACAAUUACUGUUACUAAAAUUUUAGAUGACCAA
This is a messenger RNA of Tigriopus californicus, 2544 nucleotides long. RefSeq lists its product as uncharacterized. Bases 185 to 1141 code for a protein of 318 amino acids. NCBI's taxonomy places the organism in Eukaryota, Metazoa, Arthropoda, Copepoda, Harpacticoida, Harpacticidae. Gene Ontology annotation, molecular function: sequence-specific DNA binding. The transcript is spliced from 3 exons. The record is from RefSeq and is a predicted model, not a curated record.